This is a messenger RNA of Cephus cinctus (wheat stem sawfly), 7774 nucleotides long. RefSeq names its product protein mini spindles (gene msps). The record is from RefSeq and is a predicted model, not a curated record. The transcript is spliced from 34 exons. Gene Ontology annotation, molecular function: microtubule plus-end binding; microtubule plus end polymerase activity. The coding region runs from base 261 to 6209 and encodes 1982 amino acids. Gene Ontology annotation, biological process: establishment or maintenance of microtubule cytoskeleton polarity; mitotic spindle organization; microtubule polymerization. Lineage: Eukaryota; Metazoa; Arthropoda; Insecta; Hymenoptera; Cephidae. Gene Ontology annotation, cellular component: kinetochore; microtubule plus-end; centrosome.
GCCAGUCCGAGCAUAAUCUGUAGACAUAUUUUUUGUUUGCAUUUUGCUUGACAGUUACAAGGAUAACGUACCAUUUGAAAAUUAAAUGUAAAGAUUUAAUGGCCGCUGAAAGGUCUUCCGAAUGGUGCACGUUCUACCUCCAAGAAAUCGAUUUGUCAAUUGUACGGUUACUGGCUCAUCCGUUGUAUUUCGAGAGUGUCAAGCCUAAAUAAAAGUAUUUAAGUAACAGUUUCAAGCAAGCGCCUACGAGUGUCUUAGCCAUGGAGGAGGACACUGAAUAUACUAAACUAUCGGUGGAAGACAGAUGCGUGCACAAGCUUUGGAAAGCAAGAUUGCAUGGGUAUGAGGAAUGUGCCAAGACUUUUCGAACAAUCGAUGACGAGAAAUCAUCAGAGUGGAACAAAUUCUUGGGUCUUGUAAAGAAAUUUGUUGUAGACAGUAAUGCUGCUGCGCAAGAAAAAGGUCUUGAGGCUGUUCUGGCCUAUGUGGAGAAUGCUGCUGCGGCUGGAAAAACUGUUGGAGAAGUCAUGAAUGGUAUUGUAGCCAAGUGUAUUGCUGCACCAAAGGCUAAAACAAAGGAUCUUGCUGUACAAAUUACACUUAUGUACAUUGAGAUUGAAAAGCAUGAGGCUGUCCAGGAAGAACUACUGAAAGGAACAGAAGCGAAAAAUCCUAAAAUUACUUCUGCCUGUAUUGCUGCAUUAACUCUUGCACUGCGAGAGUUUGGUCCUAAGGUGAUAAAUGUCAAACCACUGAUUAAAAAGAUGCCAGCAUUCCUGGAGGAUCGUGAUAAAACAGUAAGAGAGGAAGGUAAAGCAAUGAUCAUCGAAAUUUACAGGUGGAUCGGCGCCCCAUUAAAGCAACAAUUGAAUACCCUAAAACCAGUACAAGUCACUGAGCUGGAGACUGAGUUUAAUAACAUGAAGCAAGAGAAAGCAGUGCCUACGCGGUAUUUGAAAUCUCAGAAACCGAAAGUUGUAUGCGUAGCUGACACUGCAACUAAUGGCACUGACGAAGAUGAGAGGGAAGAAGUUGAUGACGUGGAUAUACCGGAUAUUGAUCCAUAUGAACUCCUGGAGCCUGUUGACAUUCUAUCAAAGUUACCAAAGGAUUUCUUGGAGAAGGUUGAGGCUAAGAAAUGGCAGGAACGUAAGGAGGCCUUGGAAAGCCUUGAAACACUGACGAAGAAUCCAAAAUUUGAGAGUGGUGACUAUGGUGAUGUUGUUCGUGCUUUGAAGAAGAUCAUCUCCAAGGACGCCAAUGUCGUGGUGGUGGUUCUAGCUGGAAAAUGCAUGGUAGGCCUUGCUACCGGUUUAAAGAAACGCUUCCAACCUUAUGCAACUGCCUGUUUACCGGCAAUUCUGGAGAAAUUCCGUGAGAAGAAACAAAAUGUUGUGCAGGUACUUCGUGAAGCUGCCGAUGCUAUUUUUUUAAGUAUCAAUAUCGAGACAAUCCUGGAGGACUCCCUGGCUGCACUAGAAAAUAAAAAUCCUGCUGUGAAGGCUGAAACUGCUGCCUUCUUGGCCCGAUGCUUCACCAAAACACCCCCGACGAGUUUAAAUAAAAAAUUACUUAAAGCUUAUACUGGUGGCUUGGUGAAGACUCUGAACGAGCCAGAUCCAACAGUCAGGGAUAAUUCGGCGGAAGCGUUAGGAACAGCAAUGAAACUUGUCGGUGAGAAGGCAAUUUCACCGUUCCUGACUGACCUGGACAAUCUGAAGAUGACAAAGAUUAAGGAAUGUUCCGAGAAGGCUGUUAUCUUGGUAAAAAUACCAGGAACGCGAAAGGCUGCAGACAGACCCAAUACUGCUCCGGCAAAAGUGGAAGCAUCUGCGAAGUCCAGGGAAACAGAAACUGUAAAAGCUAUUAAAAGACCUAAUACAACAACAAAGAAAGCUCCGGCAAAGAAACCAUCAGGAUCUUCCACGACGAACCCGACUUCGAAGAAGACAGCCAUGUCUAAAGUGCAGACUGAGAAGAAUUACAGUAACGAGGAAAUCGAAGAAAUGGCCGCACAGAUGUUAACAGACGAUAUCAUCUCGGGUCUGGUUGAUAGCAACUGGAAGACACGAUUGGCAGCUGUGGAGCAGCUCUUGGAGACGAUUAAAGAUAUGAAACCCGCUGAUGUGUCUUCGCAAGUGAUUGUACGCACCCUUGCCAAGAAGCCCGGCUUCAAAGAUACAAACUUUCAGGUACUCAAGCUUCGAUUGGAAAUCGUGAAGAUGCUAGCUGAAAAUUACACCUUCACUAGCACUGUUUCCGAAUAUUGCAUAAUGGAUGUCACAGAGAAAUUAGGUGAUGCGAAAAAUAGUAGCGUAGCUGCGGAUACCCUGACUGCCAUUGCCGAGGCAACGAGCUUCGAGGCCGUCGCCAAUGAAAUCACUGCAUUUGCUUUUAAUCAAAAGAAUCCAAAGGUUCAGCAGGAAACUUUGCUUUGGUUAUCCAGAGCUUUGAUGGACUUUGGCUGCACGAUUAAUAUUAAAUCGAUUAUGGAGAAUAUUAAGAAAGCCGUGGCUGCUACUAAUCCUGGCAUUAGGACCGCCGCUAUAACUCUCUUGGGAACCUUAUAUUUAUUCAUGGGUAAACCAUUGCUUGUCUUUUUCGAGAAUGAAAAACCUGCAUUGAAACAGCAGAUUGAACAAGAAUGCGAAAAGCACAAUGGAGAGAAUCCACCAGCGCCUACUCGUGGUGCUAAAGGUAAGAAAACCAAGGCUCAGGUGGAUGAUGAGGAUACUGAACUCGAAGAGAAGGUUUCUGGCAGCCAACCGGAUAUUUCUGAUCUUCUUCCAAGAGUAGACAUCAGCGGACAAAUAACAGAAAAUCUCCUUGUGGAAUUGUCUGAUAAGAAUUGGAAGGUACGCAAUGAGGGUUUGCAAAAGGUGAAUACCUUAUUGAAUGAAGCCAAAUUCAUCAAAGGCUCUAUCGGCGACCUUCCACAGGGAUUGGCUUUGCGGCUGGUGGACAGUAACAGUAAAAUUGCACAGUCGACAUUAGGAAUUUGCCAGACUUUAGCAAUUGCCAUGGGCCCACCUGCGAAACAACACAUUCGCACUUUAUUCCCCGGAUUUCUCCAAUGUCUGGGUGACUCAAAGAAUUGGAUAAGAAGCGCUUCCAUAGCCUGCAUCAAUACCUGGGGAGAUCAGUGCGGUUAUAAAGAAUUUUUUGAGGCAGAAAUGAUUUGUGAUGCUUUGAAAUCAGGCUCGCCAACCCUGAGGAUUGAAUUAUGGAAUUGGCUAGCUCAGAAAUUGCCCACCAUUCCAGUUAAGCAAAUUCCUAAGGAGGAAUUAACAGUAUGCUUACCACACUUAUACAGCAACCUGGAGGAUCGUAACUCUGAUGUGAGGAAAAACGCACAGGAAGCCGUACUGGGAUUUAUGAUUCAUUUAUCAUACGAAUCCAUGACUCGUACUACAGAAAAAUUAAAACCUGGGUCAAAGACUGUAGUUCUAGCAGCCCUGGAUAAAUCCCGUCCUAACUUACCUUUGAAGCCCUUACCAAAAAAAGCACCACCAGUCGAAGAUUCUGCACCGGCGAAAACCGUAAAGAGUGGUGGUGCUGUAAAAGCAGCUAAGGCUACAGUGAAAACAAAAGCCGGAGCUGCCUCAAAACCUAGUAGUGCCAGGAAGAAGGAUGAUGACGUGGACACGAGUCCUCUUUUAGCUAUAAAUAAUCUGAAGCAUCAACGAGUGAUUGACGAGCAAAAAUUGAAAGUUCUCAAAUGGAAUUUCACGACGCCACGCGAAGAAUUCGUGGAUUUAUUAAAGGAACUUAUGUCUUCGGCAAAUGUCAACAAGACACUUAUGGCUAAUAUGUUCCAUUCUGAUUUCCGAUAUCAUUUAAAAGCCAUUGAAUCUCUGACCGAGGAUUUAGCAGGAAACAGUAAAGCCCUUGUGUCGAAUUUGGAUUUGAUUCUCAAAUGGCUCACUUUGAGAUUCUUUGAUACGAAUCCCUCAGUUUUGCUCAAAGGUUUGGAUUACCUGCAAACUGUCUUCAAUCUUUUGAUAAAAGAUCAGUAUCACAUGCUGGAGAGUGAAGCGGCGUCCUUUAUCCCUUACUUAAUAAUUAAGAUUGGCGAUCCAAAGGAUGCUGUGAGGAACGGUGUCAGAGCUUUGUUUAAACAAAUAGCUCUUGUUUACCCAGUGAGUAAAUUAUUCUCGUAUGUGAUGGAAGGAUUAAAGUCUAAAAAUGCUAGACAAAGGACAGAAUGUCUGGAUCAACUGGGUUCAUUGAUCGAGAAUUAUGGCGUCACUGUUUGUCAGCCAUCACCAUCAGCAGCCCUGAAGGAGGUCGCCAAGCAAAUAGCAGACCGUGACAAUUCCGUGAGAAAUGCAGCACUAAACUGUAUCGUCCAGGCAUACUUCCUGGAGGGAGAGCGAGUUUUCAAACUAGUUGGACAGAUAUCUGAAAAGGAUCAAUCACUCCUAGACGAGAGGAUCAAGAGAGCAGCUAAGAAUCGUCCAGUAAAAUCUGCAUCUUCGGCGCGCAUCGUGGUGCCCCCAAUUUCGGUUUCUGUUGCGGCAGCUGAGGAAGUCGAGCAGGAUUACGAAGAGGAAAACGAUGAGAUGCAGGAACCACCUGUAGAUAUAUCAAACGAACGGAAAGAAUUAUGCACUGCGUCAAAGGAUGACAACAACUGCAAGGCGACUGUCGUUAAGGAGAGCUUGGUUAUCGAGGUCAAGGAAGAUUGCACAGAGAAAAAUGCACCGCCGGACAGCAAUGGGAACUUGAACAUGACACAAAUAUACUCUCCACAAUCUAUACACAACAAAGUCACUGGACCCUUCUGUCUCGAUAUGAAUUUACUACAGCAAAUCGAAUCCACUGGUCCAGCUGUAUGUAAGGAUCCAAAACUUGUCGAGCCAGAUCUUGGCUUCUUGGAUGAACCUCUAAAACAUCCUAAUAGGAUACAAAAUCAAGCUGCACCAAUCAUCGCGCCAAAAUUAUUCUCUCCAAAAUCUCCAUCGACAUCACUUCUGACAGCACAUUGUACCAAGGAAGAAAAUCUGGACCGCAACAUCCUGGCAAUGGCUAGCUUGGACUUGCCUGUAGCAAUUCAGGCUAUGAACAGCUUUGAAAGUAUUCUGCACAGUCAUCAAGCAUCAAUGCUACAAUCCAAGGAAGACAAGUUUAUCUCCUCAAUUAUUAUGCAACUUAAAUUACUGCAAACUUAUUCAUUGCAUCAGAAUAAUGAUGACGUAUUGAAAGGAUUCCGUGCUACAUUUAUGGUGAUUCUUGCGUUCUAUGAGACUGGUAUUCUGGGUAAGAACGUUCCGCUACUCCAGUUGAAGGAACUCGUGCACGAAAUGAUAAGUCUUCUGGCAGAAAAUAAAUUGGAUAGACAUAACGAACCGGAAGCGUACAACCGAGUGAUAAAUAGUAUCGUUGUGAAGAUGAUUGAUCAUUCUGAUCAUACCAAUAUAAUAUGUGUUUUGAUUAAAUUGCUACAUGAUUGCACUGAGUCUAAUGAGCCACCGAAGUACGAAGAACUGAUUAUGAAGUGUCUCUGGAAAAUAAUUAAAACUAUACCAGCUUGGGCAUCUGAUUUGGAUUAUGAUGCAAUACUUCUGGAGGUUCAUCAUUUCUUCAAGGAUUAUCCUUCGUCGUGGUGGAAGAAGAGGAAGUCUGAUACUCCAAUGAGAACUAUUAAAACAAUUUUACACGGUAUGACUAAAGUAAAAGGAAACAGUCUACUGAAUCAUUUGACUCUCGUGAACAAUACUAAGGAAUCGGAACUACAUUCUUACCUCAUAAGACUAAUUGCGACUUGCAAGCCAGAUGAUCCUAACUCUGCUUCGAGAGCAAGUAGCAAGUCUAAUGCUAUCAGCAGAUCGCAAAGACAUUUGGCACAGUUUACGCAUCAGCAGCUUUCUGAAAUAUUUACUAAGAUUGGAUCGAAGCAUCAGGCUCAGGAGGGUUUGGCACAAUUGUACGAUUUUAAGCAACAGUAUCCAGAUGCUGAUGUUCAACCUUACCUAGUGCAAUCCCAUCAGUUCUUCCAGGACUUCAUCGAGAAGGGUCUCAGGCAGAUUGAUCAAGAGAGAAAGAGUCAGGGACUAAUAUCAGCAAACAAUCAAUAUACUGCAGCUUCCGUAAGCCCAACUUCCACAAACGAAGUAAAAUCCCUGAUGGACCCUAUGUUGAGAUUGGAGAGACUUCGAAGCCUUGAAGCCAAAUGGAAUACAACAACAAGCCAGUCGAAUCCCACAUGAGUACCUCGUAAACUACAGCAAGUAUUUCAUCAGAUCAGUUCUCAGCCGAAUCCUUUAAUUAAGUUCCGUCGAUAAGUGAGAUCAUGAUAAUUUCAAUCUAGGCAACCCAUAAUGGCUUAUAAUCUGUUUCUACGGAUGAAGAAAAAAAAGCAGAUUGUAGAUCACGUUAUUUCAAGUUCGCUUUCGAGAACAAUAAGCUAAAAAAAGAUAAUAUAAAUUAGUUAAAGAUUGAGGCAAUGACUCGAGAGAAAAAAAUUGAAAACAAGCCACUCGUUAUAUUAUAAAAUUGAAGGACUAGUAUUAAAUAACGCGAUUUAUUUUAUUGGGCCAUAGUAAGAUAAACGAAAAAAAAAGAAAUGAAUAAAAGACACGUACUGAAACAUAUAAUUAACGAAGAGUCAGAGGGGUUUUAGAUUUUAGAUGAAGAAGAAAGAAGUCGGGAAAAAUAGAGAAAAUGAACAAUGAGAUAAACAAAAAUGGCCGAUAAAUCCUCACACAGCUCUCUCCCACUCCGAGACUCGACUCUCUUACUCCUUCUCACUGAUUCUCAAUUUUUCUGUUAGUUAUUGUGUAGUCGAAUACUAAUUAUUAUUAACGAAUUAUGAUACUCACGUGUUACAAGUAUCGAUUUAUUGAUUAAUAUGCUACUCGUGAUUAUCGAGUUAAUUCAUCUUGCUGUCUUCACCCUCGAAUUGUCCCAAUUUCAUUAAGAAUCGUCAUACCAAAUCAGUCAAAAAUGAAUCCAUGCGCUCUGAUUGUAUAUGAUGAUUUCUCCUUUUUACAAUUUAUUCUUUUUUUUUUUAUGCGAUUCCGUCGGUUAUCAUGUUAUUUUAACUAAUGGCACCGUAGAACCUUAGGCAAAGUCUACGAGUGUGGCAGGCGUAAUGUAACUACGAGCAAUCAUUCACCUCAAGAAGUUCAUCUGAUAACUUAUCGAUGCUUAAAGCUAUCUCAUGACUACGCCUAUCGGUAGACUGUGCCUUAAUUUAGGUGAUUAAUUAAUUAGCCUCAUUAAUUUAAAUUUGAUUGGCGCUCGUAAUUUAUUACAAUUUUUUCGUCCUAUUGUCCGUACUUAUGAAAUUUUUAAAUACGCGAUUAGAAUGUUAGGUAACGGAAAGGACAGGUAAGUCGCACGGUACGAUUUAACGUUAGAUAUUGUAUUAUUUUUAUAAUAUGUAUAUGUGACGUGCAAAGGUCGUUGUCGCCGAUAAUGCAUAGUGUGUUAUAUUAAGAGUUAAUUGAAAGAUCUAGGAGACUUAUUUACGCUUGUCACGAUAUUUGUUUUUGUCUUCUCAUUUUUAUUAGAAACUUCUUUUUAAUCUGGCAGGUCCAUCCAUGGUUAAUUUUCUGGCCUUUCAAUUACAUUUUUUUUUAAAUUUAAAAAUGUUCAGUUUUAUAAGUGUAUGGAUAUAUUUUUCGCUAUUUUAGUACGAAAUGACCAUUACUAUCUAAAUUAUCAAAACGAGACUAUUAUAUAGUUCAUCAUAUUUGCAAUAAACAAUUGUUAGACAGAAAAUAUGUAAACAUUGUAACGGACAGGGACCGAAUAUAUAUUAAAACAGUAA